Messenger RNA from Scheffersomyces coipomensis, 1530 nucleotides. RefSeq names its product DUF4451 domain-containing protein. Lineage: Eukaryota; Fungi; Ascomycota; Pichiomycetes; Serinales; Debaryomycetaceae. The record is from RefSeq and is a predicted model, not a curated record. Bases 1 to 1530 code for a protein of 509 amino acids. The transcript has a single exon.
AUGAACGCAAACAUGAUUUCAGAAGACGAGCAAGACUUGAGAGAUAUUCUUGAAUGGAUUGAAGAUGAAUUUGGAUCUCUUGAAGGUCAAACUUCAUAUGAAGAACCAGAUUUUGAAGAUCAACUUUCUUAUGACGAUACAAUUCCUGAUAAUAAACUUUUCUAUGAUCACUCAAUUCCUCAAGUCCAACCUUUACACGAAGAUCAAAUUCCUGAACAGCCUUUCGAUAUUAAUCAAUUUUUGAAUGACUCUCAAGGAUUAUCAUUUUAUGAUGGUGUUGAAACUAUUAGACAAAAUCUUUUUGAAGCUGAUGGAAGUCAAUUUACAUUGAAUAUUUGCAGUCAAGAUGCUAUCAAUAGUCCUCCACAUGAUACCAUUUCCUUUAACUCAAUCUUUUCAGCAUGUAGUACUACUUUAGCUCAAAAUCUUAGUAAUAACUCUGAAAAUUCUACCAUUAGUUUAGAUUCAGCUACCAAUGAAGUUUUAAGCUAUAAAUCUACUUCGACUCAGAUUGUUAACAGUAGUUCUUUUAAAGACAAUUCUUUUUUAGAUUCAGCAACUUCAACUGUUGAUGCAUUGAGUUAUAAUACAAAUUCAAGAAAUGUCAAAAUUUCGAUUGAACAUAGUAGAGAAAAUCAACCAAGUGCUCAUUCAACUAGUCCUUUUGAAGAUUUUAAAGUGGAAGGAUUAAAUCCAUCUAAUGAAAGAUUUAAAGUUGUUGAUGAUAGAUACGUCAAAAUCAAUCCAAAAGAAAAAGUGACUUGUUUGACUUGUAACAAGAUUGAAUACAGUAAAGAAUAUAAAGGAACAAUUAUUAAGAAAGAGAAUUUAGAAUUCAAUCAUGUUUAUGGAGAUCAGUCCAAGAUCGAUCCUCGUCUUAGUUGUUCUCAAACAAGAACUAAGUAUGAAAGAUUCAUUGAUGAGAUUCAAGAUUCAAUCACAAACAUUACAUAUGUUACCAAUGCAGAAUUUAAUGAUUUACACCCAUAUGAACCACAACAUGUUAGAUAUGAAAUCAGGGAGGACGGAAGUUUGAAUCGUGGAACUACAUCUGGGUUAUGUCCAUAUUGUGAAGAGAUCAAAUUCUUACCAUUUAAGAAUUCGAGUUAUUUAUCACAUUUAUCUUUAGAACAUGGUAUAUUUGCUACUGGAUAUUUAGUUCCCGAACCUCAAGUUAUUGAUGAAGAUGGUACUACGAGAAGAAAGGUUUCACUUGGUUCAAAUGUUACUCCAGAUGUAAAAAAUCAAGUACUUUGUCCUGUUUGUGGUUACGUUAUUUUGACUAAUUGUUGGAGAACUAAAGAAAAUCCUUUCCUUAGUUAUUACCGUCACUUCAAAGAGAAACACAAUAGAAUAACUUCUAAUCUUCGUCAAAAGGUGAAUCAACAAGCUCCUCUCAGGAAUAGGGGAAGAAACAUUAAACCUCUUGAAGGAAGCGAUUUAGAAACUUAUAUUGCAAGUGCGAAAAGAAGGCGUCUAGAAAAUGGGCCCAACCUUCUGUAUAAUGUCUUUCCCAGAAACACAAGAUAA